This is a messenger RNA of Cylicostephanus goldi, 1065 nucleotides long. NCBI's taxonomy places the organism in Eukaryota, Metazoa, Nematoda, Chromadorea, Rhabditida, Strongylidae. The record is from the annotation of a GenBank genome assembly.
GGAAGAUCUGCGGUUGUAUCACUAGAGUUUCUCGUACUACCUGUAGACGAAUAUCCACCAGUCUUCUCACAAUCGAGCUACACUUUCCAAGUACCGCUUGACGCUGACAUCGGGGCCAUCAUUGGAGAAGUCCGAGCUGUCGAUGCGGAUGGAGGCGUGCAUGGCGUGCCAUCAUACCGCAUUGAACCAAGCAAUGCUCUAGUGAUGGUGGAGGAAAAGAGUGGUUUAUUAACUCUACGAAGCAGGCCAGACAAACGACGGAACCACACCAUAGAACAGAUCAAUGUGAUAGCUUCAAGUAGCGAUACGCAGCAGACAAAAGCUACAGUGUAUCUAGAGAUUGGAGACUACCCGUUGCAUACUGCCACUUCGACAUUUUCGUCAAAUAUUUUCAAGAUUGGAGCUAUAGCUACGGCUGUCUUGUUUGUGCUCAUGAUUUGUUUGCUGGGAUGUUGCUUAUUCGGGUACAAGCGAUCAAAGCCAAAGGAAGUGGAUAGCCCUCGCAAGCAGGUCUACUCUAUAAGUAAAACCAGAGCUAAGGAAAGAAGAGAAAGCAAUGGGAUAACCCGCAUGGCUUGUUCGCCAAAGCCAGCACUGCCAAGCAAUAUCCCACCACCGAACCCAUCAAUGUCUUCGUCAGCAUCCUCAAACUCGGGACUGCGAAAUUCCCUCCUUUCUCAUCGUGAAGCUGCGUCCACUCGGUCACAGCCUGAUUCAGGCAUCGAUCAAGACACCGUGUCCGUGAAUAGUUCUGUAACGGAGUACCUGAUUUCUAUAGGGGUAAAUCCAAAUCCGCUCCAGACGAGGCCGAGGUAUCGGCGGCCUGAAACGGUUGACUCUGCUUUGAAUGACUACAUCUACGCUAGAGUUGAAGAUAUACUUCCUCCUGGACCCGUCAGCUUAACAGAGAACGUGGAACAGCUCGAAGGUCUAUACAAGUACACUCAAUCUCGGCAUCCAGCCCCAACAUUUCAACCCCUUACCGAAAUUUUCGACGAGCUUGAAGAGAUUCAGAGGGAGCAGGGGAAGAAGCGAGAAAGAGAAUAUAUCCAAGUGGAGAUCUAG